AUGUCAAAUUGCGAUAAGGGUGAUGAUAGAGGUGAUAAAGCAUCACAGAUAGCUGGUGAAAUCUAUGAAGCAGCAAGCCUCAUAGCAAUUCCAUUCUCUAAAUUCGUACCAAUUAUAAACGAUAUUGUGAGUUUUACUGAUGAAAUAACAGGAAUAUAUCAGUCUGCGGAACAUAAUAAACGAAUUAGUCGUGUAUUAGUUGAUAGAGUUGCUGCGGCUGAUUCUUCAAUUCGGUUAUUAAAAAUACAUAGAGAUGAUAAUAAAGAUUUUUUUAAUCAAGAAAAUUUUGUGGUCAUGCAAAAACUUUCUGACAACAUACAAAAGAUAAAAAAAUUUAUUGCCGAAGUAACGCAGUUAAAAGGAUUAACAAAAUAUAUUCAUGCGAAAUCCAUCGAAAAUACUUUCUUUGAAUUAACAUCCGAAUUUGAUGGAUACACAAAUACCUUGAAAUUUGGCAUCGCUAUUGACACUCAAGCUCGUACUAAACGAAUUGAAGAUGAAACAAAGAUCAUACAAGAUGAUCUCGAAGAACUUCAUCAG
Molecule: messenger RNA, 540 nt
Organism: Racocetra persica
Lineage: Eukaryota; Fungi; Glomeromycota; Glomeromycetes; Diversisporales; Gigasporaceae
Source: the annotation of a GenBank genome assembly